Cicer arietinum (chickpea) is the source of this 1886-nucleotide messenger RNA. Its product is annotated as transcription factor bHLH122-like. The record is from RefSeq and is a predicted model, not a curated record. Gene Ontology annotation, biological process: regulation of transcription by RNA polymerase II. Gene Ontology annotation, molecular function: DNA-binding transcription factor activity, RNA polymerase II-specific; protein dimerization activity; RNA polymerase II cis-regulatory region sequence-specific DNA binding. Gene Ontology annotation, cellular component: nucleus. Lineage: Eukaryota; Viridiplantae; Streptophyta; Magnoliopsida; Fabales; Fabaceae.
ACCUCUAUUCUUUCUUUCUCUGUGCCACGUUCCACUCAUAAUAUUUGUUGUUUCUUCCAAAAAACAAGGGCAUUCUAGUAAAAACAGUAAACUGAAACACACAACAAAUCUGAAAGCUGGAUUUAUGCCUCUGUUCACUCCUCAUUGGCUACACCUCCACAGCAACUAAAUCCAAUGCUAUUUUAUAAUCCUUUUCUCUUGAACCUUCUCAUAGAGGUUUCUUCACUUCUUCAUCACCACUACACGCAACCAAAAUACUAAAUACACCCCACCAAAAUAUCUUUUUUUUUUGCAGUGCGGUGCUGAGAGACAAAGAGGAAUUUUUCUAGAAGAAAAAAAAAUGGAGUCAGAUCUUCAGCAACAUCCAACUAUGUUACUAGAUCACCAAAAUCAUCAUCAGCAACAGAUUAAUUCAGGCUUAACACGGUUUAAAUCUGCUCCAAGUUCAUAUUUUUCGAAUAUCAUUGAUAAAGAAUUCUAUGAGCAUCUUUUCAAUCGACCUUCAAGCCCUGAAACAGAACGAGUUUUUGCACGGUUUAUGAAUAGUCUCAGUGGUAGUGGUGAUAGUGCUUCUGCUACUGCUUCUGCUUCUGUUGCUGCUGUUGAUGAUUCACUGACUCAGAAUCUUUCAACUGUUCAACAACAUCCUGUAGUAAAAGAAGAGAUUGAUCAACAAUCUCAAACUAUGUCAACAAUGAAUAAUAAUGAAACUGUGGCUAUUCACCAACUUCAACAACAACAACAACAACAAAGUAAUAUUAAUAAUAAUUAUAGUUCUUGUGCUCCUCCUCAUAAUUUUUAUCAAAGUUCUGGAAGACCACCUUUGCCAAAUCAAAUGAAGACUGGUCGAGGAAUUAGUUCUAAUCUUAUUAGACAUGGUAGCUCACCUGCUGGAUUGUUUUCAAACAUUAACAUUGAAACUGGGUUUGCUGCUAUGAGAGGAAUGGGAACAAUGGGAGCUGCUAAUAGCACUAGCAAGGAAGCAAAUAUUUCUCCAACAGUAGUGAGGUUAAAGAAUACUCCAAACUACUCGGUGUUAAUGUCUUCAGGAGCUGAAAUCGGUAAUAGUAGCAAUCCAACAAAUAAUCCUGAAUCUGAAGGUUUUGCUGAAACCCGGGGUAAUGAUUUUAUCCCGGGUUUCCCCUUAAGUACAUGGGAGGAUACUGCAAUGAUAUCUGAUAAUAUCACCGGUGUUAAAAGAUACCGAGACGAUGAUGUUAAACCAUUUUCUGCAGCUGAAAUUAAGAAUGAAACAGGAGGCCAGCAGCCUAAUGCUCCUUUGGCUCAUCAGAUGAGUUUGCCGAAUACUACGGCGGAAUUGGCAGCCAUUGAGAAAUUUUUGCAGUUCUCUGAUUCUGUUCCGUGUAAAAUUCGUGCCAAGCGCGGUUGUGCCACUCACCCAAGAAGCAUUGCAGAAAGGGUGAGAAGAACUAAAAUUAGUGAGCGUAUGAGGAAACUACAAGAUCUGGUGCCAAACAUGGAUAAGCAAACAAACACAUCAGAUAUGUUGGACUUGGCUGUUGAGUACAUUAAAGACCUACAAAAACAAGUUCAGGUAUGUUAAAAUAAAAUAUUCACAUGCCAUAAUUAUUCAGAUCAGGAUUAUGUUAUAGUCACUGCUUCUUUGUCAAUCAUCUAAUCUUCAUUAGAUGGUCCUGAUUUUAAGAUUGAAAUUUUUGUUUUUAAAAAAUCAAAAUCUACUUAAAAUUUAGAUGGUCUUAUCUUUAAUGAAACGAUUGAGAUUAUGCAGUUACCCACUCUAAUUGGAUGUGGAUGACUGCAUAUAAUCCUAACCCACAAUUAUUCUUGCAUCAUUGCACAUUAAUUUUAUUUUAUUUUAUUUUAUUUUAUUUUAUUUUAUUUUUCCUAUAAUUAAAUAUAUAUUU